Echinops telfairi (small Madagascar hedgehog) is the source of this 3927-nucleotide messenger RNA. It is a transcript of the gene EYA1, whose product is annotated as EYA transcriptional coactivator and phosphatase 1. The record is from RefSeq and is a predicted model, not a curated record. Gene Ontology annotation, cellular component: nucleus. Bases 88 to 1866 code for a protein of 592 amino acids. NCBI's taxonomy places the organism in Eukaryota, Metazoa, Chordata, Mammalia, Afrosoricida, Tenrecidae. Gene Ontology annotation, biological process: multicellular organism development; negative regulation of extrinsic apoptotic signaling pathway in absence of ligand; positive regulation of DNA repair. The transcript has 20 exons. Gene Ontology annotation, molecular function: protein tyrosine phosphatase activity.
AUUAAACUGGUGGAUGCCGCAGAUGGAAGCGCUGUGCAAACAUCUCAAACCAGUUCAGAUGUUGCUGUUUCCUCCAGUUGCAGGUCUAUGGAAAUGCAGGAUCUAACCAGCCCGCAUAGCCGUCUGAGUGGUAGUAGUGACUCCCCCAGUGGCCCCAAACUCGAUAACUCUCAUAUCAAUAGUAAUUCCAUGACUCCAAAUGGCACCGAAGUUAAAACAGAGCCAAUGAGCAGCAGCGAAAUAGCUUCAACAACAGCAGACGGGUCUUUAGACAAUUUCUCAGGUUCAGCAAUUGGGAGCAGUAGCUUCAGUCCAAGACCAACUCACCAAUACUCCCCACCACAGAUUUAUCCUUCCAACAGACAAUACCCACAUAUUCUCCCCACCCCUUCCUCACAAACUAUGGCUGCAUAUGGGCAAACACAGUUUACCACAGGAAUGCAGCAAGCAACAGCGUAUGCCACGUAUCCACAGCCGGGGCAGCCGUAUGGAAUUUCCUCCUAUGGUGCAUUGUGGGCAGGCAUCAAGACUGAAGGUGGAUUGUCACAGCCUCAGUCCCCGGGACAGACAGGAUUUCUGAGCUAUGGCACAAGCUUUGGAACGCCUCAACCUGGGCAGGCACCAUACAGCUACCAGAUGCAAGGUAGCAGUUUUACAACAUCAGCAGGAUUAUAUACAGGAAACAAUUCACUCACAAAUUCUUCUGGUUUUAACAGUUCACAGCAGGAUUACCCAUCGUACCCCAGUUUUGGCCAGGGUCAGUAUGCGCAGUAUUACAACAGCUCGCCAUACCCAUCACAUUACAUGGCAAGCAGCAACACCAGCCCAACAACGCCGUCUACAAAUGCGACUUACCAGCUUCAAGAACCACCUUCUGGCAUCAUCAGCCAGGCGGUCACAGAUCCCACAGCAGAGUACAAUACAAUCCACAGCCCCUCAACACCCAUUAAAGAUUCUGAUCCGGAUCGAUUGCGUCGAGGUUCAGAUGGGAAGUCACGUGGACGGGGCCGAAGAAACAAUAAUCCCUCACCUCCUCCCGAUUCUGAUCUUGAGCGGGUGUUCAUCUGGGAUUUAGAUGAGACGAUCAUUGUUUUCCAUUCCUUGCUUACUGGGUCCUAUGCCAACAGAUACGGGAGGGAUCCACCCACUUCAGUUUCCCUUGGCCUGAGAAUGGAAGAAAUGAUUUUCAACCUGGCUGACACGCAUCUCUUCUUCAAUGAUUUAGAAAAGAGUGACCAGGUCCACACUAAAGACCUAGAUGCGGACGGAGAGGGGGAAGACAGAAACACGUAUAACUUUGGAACAGAUGGCUUUCCGGCUGCAGCCACCAGUGCUAAUUUAUGCUUAGCAACUGGUGUGCGGGGCGGUGUAGACUGGAUGAGGAAGUUGGCCUUCCGAUACAGACGAGUGAAAGAGAUCUACAACACCUACAAAAACAAUGUUGGAGGUCUGCUGGGUCCAGCCAAGAGGGAAACCUGGCUGCAGUUGAGGGCAGAGAUUGAAGCCCUGACGGACUCCUGGUUGACUCUGGCUUUGAAAGCACUCACCCUCAUUCACUCCCGGACAAACUGUGUGAAUAUUUUAGUAACCACUACUCAGCUCAUCCCAGCAUUGGCGAAAGUUCUGCUCUAUGGAUUAGGAAUUGUAUUUCCAAUAGAAAAUAUUUACAGUGCGACUAAAAUAGGCAAGGAAAGCUGUUUUGAGAGGAUAAUCCAAAGGUUUGGAAGGAAAGUGGUGUAUGUGGUUAUAGGAGAUGGUGUGGAAGAAGAACAAGGAGCAAAAAAACACGCCAUGCCCUUCUGGAGGAUCUCCAGCCACUCGGACCUCAUGGCCCUGCACCACGCCCUGGAACUGGAGUACCUGUAGCAGCCGCUAGCACUUUGAAACCCCACCAUCGCCCUGGGACGGGGACAAACCCAGCGGGCCGCCUCUGUGUCGGCGCUGGGCGACAGAUCUUAGCGAUUUCACUACAUGAUGAUGCUCAGCUGCUGUGGGUCUCGACCUCUUGCCCUUGUGGCAAAUGGAGGGCCUUGUCUAUUUCAUCAGAACAGCUGUCGACUCUGGUACUGUGAACCCAAUGUAAACAAGCCAUGAGAAUGUUCUACCAUGGUGUCUUUGCUACGUUACCUACACGGUUCAAACCUGUGAAGAAAGGACCUGCGAAGGCGUACGUUUCUAGCAGCUUCACUGUGACAUAAACAGCUCACACAGCCAACUUGAUUGCACAGCAGAGAUGGAAGCGUGCCUCCGAAAUACCAGUGGAGUCAGUUUCUUGUCAAGAAGGUCUACUUUUUGGUGUCUCAUACCCAGGGUAAUCUGUACAUCUCUACUUAUUUAUGAACAGACUGGUUUUUGUUUGUUUGUUUUAAACCAACUUUCUUGAGGUAUAGUUCACUCGCCAUACAAUUCACCCAAACAGAUUUGAACUUCAGAUCUCUGAAGAGACGCUAGCAUAAGAAAAAUAAAGUGACGGAAGGCCUUUGCUGCAAGCCACAGCAAGUACUUCUGAUUUUAGCACAUGGCAAAGUAGUUUAAACUAUGUCUAAUUUAAACGUGUAAUAUGUACAUCACUGAGACAAUCUUGUACAGAAAGAAUUUUUGGUGUAAAUUUGUAAUAAUGGAUGAUUCUUUUACAUAUUGUUUAGGAAAAUGAUAUUGAAAGUUAGAAAUGCCUUGAGCGUGAAGUAGGAGGCAACAUGUGCACAGGUGCAGUGCGGUGCCUUACUGGAUGAAGUGUUGGGUAUAAAUAUGUAGAUAAUGGGGUUGUUUUGUUUGUUUGGGGUUUUUUUAGAUGAUGUUGUCAAGACCAAAAGCAUGGAUGUCAAGUGUCAAUACGGAGGUUGUUUUUCCAAAAAUAUCCCCAUCUGUUUCUUUCUUUUCUUUUUCUUUCUUUCCUUUCUCCCUUCCUUCCUUCCUUCCUUCCUUCCUUCCUUCCUUCCUCCCUUCCUUCCUUCCUCCUUUCCUUCCUUCCUAUACUGUUAGAAGGGCAUGGUAAAAAUAACACAGCUGUUUCUUGAAUAAUUUGGGGGGAAACCGUCUUCUUCCCACCUCACGUUCUCCACAUUAAUGUAUUAUAUGUAACUACUUAGAAUAAAAUGAUUAUUCAAAUGCUUCUUCCCACAGAAAGAAUGUAGAUGAUAGAUUUAUUUUAUUAAUAAAAAAGGUUAGAUGCGUUGGAGAUGAGCACAGCAAGGUUUUCACAUUAUAUGCUGUGAAUUAUUUUCAUGUCUGCAUAUUUUUUUCUCCUUUAGAUAAAGGAGAUGACCACAAAUCUGGAAAUCAGCACAAAUGGGCUUGACUUGCCCACAGCCACAGUUUCUCUCUCUGUCUCUUUCUCCCUGAGGAAAGUUCAUUGUCAGCAGUGGACUUGGUAGACACAUCCUCACCGGAGGAAUUCAUGGUCCUCUCUACAUACCUGAUGUAUCACCGGACAAUACGUAAUCUGGGAAUUAAAAAAUUGUCACCUUCAUCACACCAUAAGAAAGCAUUCCCCAAGGUGAUCAUUCGUCCAGGCCCGAAUCUCUCUCAGCUAAAGCCUGUCAUUGAGACAUUCUUUAAUAUUCUGUUGGGGUGAAAAACAACCCCACCAGCUUCGGCCCAGUUUUCCACAGUAGCUGAAGAGCUACUUCCUCCUCUUCCGAAGCCCCAUGUUGCUGCUAGAACUAGUUACAGGCGUUUGUGAAGUCUCCAAAUUAUUUAAAUUAACAACUGGAUGGGCCUGUUUUCCCCUUGUUUUGCUUGAAGCACAUACAAGUCGGCAGUUUUGUUUUUUUUAACCUUUCCCUCUUUUGUACUCUGCAGACUGAACAGACAAAGUUUAUCUUGGCCUUGCUGUAUAAAGGUGUGUUGUGUCCACAACUGUGUACAGAAUUUUUCCUUCAUUAAUUUUGUGUUUAAAUUAAUAAAAUUGAUUUGUGAAAUACUGCA